Molecule: messenger RNA, 3599 nt
Organism: Neoarius graeffei (lesser salmon catfish)
Lineage: Eukaryota; Metazoa; Chordata; Actinopteri; Siluriformes; Ariidae
Gene: eapp
Product: e2f-associated phosphoprotein
Exons: 6
Coding region: 86-1042 (318 amino acids)
Biological process (GO): positive regulation of cell population proliferation
Cellular component (GO): nucleus
Source: RefSeq, a predicted model, not a curated record
GUCACGACAUCCUGCGUACUUCCGUGGUGUAGAGUACAGCAACGUUUGUAAUAUUUCUGUAUUUUUCUCUGGAUUAAAGCAAGUAAUGAACCGAAGAGAAGAGUAUGAUUCUUAUGAGAUUGAGGAACCAAGUGAUGAAGACAGAGCAUGUAGCAGUUCUGAGGAUGAGCUCGAUAUUCUUCUUAAUGGAACCCCAGAUCAGAAGAAGAAGCUCAUCCGAGAGUACCUGACAGGCGAAAGUGAGUCAUCCAGUGGGGAUGAGUUUGAGAAAGAGAUGGAGGCAGAACUAAGCAGCACCAUUAAAUCUAUGGAGUGCAACUGGACAAAUCCGUCCCCUCAAGGUGAGACAUCUCAGGUUGGCGGCAAUACACAAAGCACAGGCAGGAUGCAGCAAUCUCAGCAAUAUGACAGCAUAUACUUUGACUCCGAUUCUGAUGAAGAAAGCCAAGCUGGUGUCUCCCAGAUCCAGCGAAGAAAGCAGCGCAAUGUACUUACAAAUGACGAGUUAUUAUAUGACCCAGAUGAAGAUGAUCGGGAUCAGGCAUGGGUAGACGCCAAGAGAAGAGAGUACAGGAGCCGGAGACGACCAGCGUCAUCUGCACAGAGAAGAAACCAGUCUCUGCCUCUUCCAAGCAGUGAUGCCAUCCUCAAUUGUCCUGCGUGUAUGACCACACUAUGUCUGGACUGUCAGAGACAUGAGAAAUACAGGACGCAGUACAGAGCCAUGUUUGUGAUGAACUGUACAGUGAAUAAGGAUGAAGUUCUGAGGUAUAAAGCAGCAAAACAGAAGAAGCAGCGCAGGAAGAAGAGUCAUCAGCACCACACGGCCACAUCAGCAGGAGCAAAGCCCGAGGCAGGAGCAAAGCCCGAGGCAGGAGCAAAGCCCGAGGCAGGAGCAGGUCUGACCGACUCCAGAUUGGGUGGGAUGGAUGAGGAAGAUGUCUAUCACCCAGUCAAGUGUACAGAGUGUUCGACUGAAGUGGCUGUAUAUGAUAAGGAUGAAGUCUAUCACUUCUUCAACAUUCUUGCAAGCCAUUGCUGACCAGAUACAAAGGACUUCAACACUGAGCGAAGAAUUCAAGCAGCUCUCGCUUGUUAAUGAAACACGGUUAAGAAUAAGGAUGUUCUGAAAAAGGACUUAAUGUCUUUAUGUUCAUGCACAGUGAUGUAAAAUAUCUGUAAAAAUUCUCAUUUUGUUACCCAUGUUUUAAAAAUGUGUCUGUGUGUGUUUAACUGGCCUGAUGCAGGACUAACAUUUGCUCUUUCCUAAACCUAAUUGUAAAGUGUUAUUACUAGCUCACAGAUGGUUCAAGCAUGUUUAUUCUUGCAUUAUUUGAAUAAAUCUUUUUUGAGUCUGUUGUUUUAUAUGCUCUGUUCUGCAGUAGUAUAAUGAUAAUAGAAUUAAUAUGUUCUGGAAACAAAUUUCUGGAGUAGCAACUUGAUUUCUGGCUCAGUUUAGGACACCUUUGAUUUAAAUGUGUGAAGCUAUUUCUGUUAUGGGUUGUUUUACAAUCAGGGUACAAAGUUUGUGUCACAGGGGUCCAAAAUUCAGAUUGAUUCAAAUUGGUUCUUGUACCAGUUUUUAAGUGAAGGACAAGUUAAAGAACAGAUAGGCAUGUGUAAUAGUUUGUAUUAUAACAAGAUUAAGUGUAGCUUUAAGCAGGGCUGGGAGAAACAAAUGAAGUGAUUCUUGGAGAGGACAAUUUUUUGACAAUUCAGAAUCCACAUAGUGCUUUUAAAUAUAAGGCUGUAAGCUUUGUGUUAGUUGUCUCUAAUCUUUAUGUCCCAAUACCUUGACCACAUUUUAGGAUGAAAAUAAUCAUUUUAGAUAUGUUAGUUCAUAUUGAAAAAUUAGCUGUCUCGGAGAGGACAUUUUUUUGACACAAUUACAUACUAAUUUGAUCAAAAUAGUCUGAAAACUUGCUGGCAUUCAACAUUAAAACUUAACUAUGUUUCCAAUGAUAUGGAACCAAAUAUUUGUUUUAUGGUAUAAAGAAUGAUGUAAGUGCAUCCCUUUUGGAGCUACCUGUGGUCAAAAAAGCACUUUUUCUAAAUGACACGAGUAAUUUUGCUAAAUAUGACAUAUAUUGCCAUACAUUCACCAAAAAAAAUGUUAUCACCAAAAUUUUUGUUUUUGUAUGGUAAAUAGAGCUAUCACAGGGCUACAAUAAACAACCAAGUUUAUUUAGUCAAGCCUUUUGAUAUUGAAGAUAAGUGUUAAAUGUGAUUUUUAGCUUGCGUACCCUGAUUGUAAAACAACCCUUAUAUCUGUUGACCAAUUGUUAUUGAUUUAACAGGGAUUGUAAAUCGCAUAUCUCCUAAUAUGUAUUUCGUAAGGACAUUUUAAUCUGUGACUUGAGUAUGACGACGUGUCCUACUCCAGCUCUUACUCCAUAGCACUAUCAGUAGAUGUGCUAUGGAUUAGUAUUGUGAAUAUUCAUUAAUAGUAAUGCCUAAUUCUUAUGUAUUAAUUACUGUCGUCAUAUUGUGCCCAUAUAGAAAACAGAAUACCCAAUAUAGAAUAUUUACCUGUAGCCGGUGAUGCUUACUGUCCCCAUUGACUGAAAUUGUUUGCUCUCAAAACAGCCUCAGGUCUUUGUGGCAAAGGUAUACACUUGUUUGUAAUACCUGGUGAGAAUAUGUUCACCCCUUCUCCUUUAAAAGUCUUUUUGUUGUGUGGUCUUUUGUAAUCAACAACAACAAAAAAAAUCUUGCAAAAAAUAAUUAUUCUCAAUUCUUAGUUUUGCAGGUUAAUUUUACAUAGAAAAGGAAUCAUGUCUGUCAAAACGUGUAUUUUAUUAGGCAGAUACAUUUUUGCACAUUUCUUGUUUACACAAUGAUUUGAAAAACUUACAAUAUAAGGUAUUUUGUAUAAGUCUAAGCGAUUUGGUCUUUUAGUGUUUUUUUUUUAAUUUUGAUUUUUAUAUACAAAUUCACCAGAUAUACUUCCCCAUACCUAUGAUCAGACACCAGCCCCCCCCCCCCCCCCUUUUUUUACUGAUCAUACAAAAACAUGAGUUAUACAAUCAGAAACAGGAAAAAAAAUUAUAUAUAUAUAUAUAUAUAUAUAUAUAUAUAUAUAUAUAUGGGCGGCACGGUCGCCUCACAGCAAGAAGGUUCUGGGUUCGAGCCCAGCGGCCGGCAGGGGCCUUUCUGUGCGGAGUUUGCAUGUUCUCCCCGUGUCUGUGUGGGUUUCCUCCGGGUGCUCCGGUUUCCCCCACAGUCCAAAGACAUGCAGGUUAGGUUAGGUUAAUAUGGGACGGCUUUGAACGAGGCACCUAACUCCCAACUGCUCCUCAGGUGCUGUUAGUAUGGCUGCCCACUGCUCUGGGUAUGUGUGUGUGCUCAUUGCUCACGUGUGUGUGCAUGUGUUCACUGCUUCAGAUGGGUUAAAUGCAGAGAGGAAUUUCACAAGUGUGUGAUGAGUAAAGUUGUGCUUUAAAUAUAUAUAUACAGGUCCGUCUCAGAAACUGGUCUCUCAUUUGGGACAUUAUGGUCAAAAAAUAAAUUUUCUAAUUUGACUAUUUUUUUUGCAUUUACCUAACACUCAAUGUUUCUUUUGUCAUGUUUAAUAAGAAUAAAGAUAGUAUCUUGCUUCA